Messenger RNA from Setaria italica (foxtail millet), 1184 nucleotides. Its product is annotated as fasciclin-like arabinogalactan protein 1. Lineage: Eukaryota; Viridiplantae; Streptophyta; Magnoliopsida; Poales; Poaceae. The record is from RefSeq and is a predicted model, not a curated record. The transcript has a single exon. Bases 81 to 902 code for a protein of 273 amino acids.
CCACUCCCCUCACUCCCACGCGCACGCAAACCACUGCGCCCGCACCGCCCUCCACGCUCCACGCGCCCCCGCCCCGCACCAUGCGCCGCCUCCGCCUCGCCGACGCGCUCCUCCCCCUCCUCCUCGCCCUCGCGGCCGGUGGCGCCGCCACAACAGCUGCGGCCGCCGCCGCGAAGGCUCCCGCGGCCCCGCCGGCGCCGCCGAACGUGACGGCGGAGAUGGCCAAGGGCGGGUGCAAGGCGUUCGCGGACCUGAUCGCGGCGUCCCCCGACGCGUCGUCCACGUACCAGUCGGCCGUGGAGGGCGGCAUGACGGUGUUCUGCCCCUCGGACGACGCCGUCAGGGCGUUCCUGCCCAAGUACAGGAACCUCACCGCCGACGGGAAGGCCGAGCUGCUGCUGUUCCACGCCGUGCCGGUGCACUACUCGCUGGGGAGCCUCAAGUCCAACAACGGGCCGAUGAACACGCUCGCCACCGACGGCGCCGCCAAGAACUACAACUUCACGCUGCAGAACCAGGGCGACGUCGUCACCAUCAGGACCGGGGCGUCGGCGGGCGCCCCCGCGCGGGUCAAGUCCACGGCGCUCGACAAGGACCCGCUUGCCAUCUACGUCAUCGACCGCGUCGUCCAGCCCGUCGAGCUCUUCAAGCCCGCGCCGGCGCCGACGCCCGCGCCCGCGCCCGCCCCCGCCGCGGACGCGCCGAAAGCGGCCGGUGGCAAGCCCGCGCGCCGCCCGGCACCCGCCGUGGCCGACGCGCCCGGGCCCGCUGAGGAUGACGCCGCUCCGGUGGACCAGAAGAAGGACGCCAAGAAGAGCGCGGCGGCGGCUGGCGCGCCGUGCUUCCGGUGGUGGCUCGCCACCGCAUUAGCGGCGGCGGCCGCGGCCUCCACAUUGGCUUAGCUGUCGACCGAGGGGCUUUCCUUUUUGUUUUCUUUUAUUUUCGGUGUUGGUCUAUUGGCGUGUGGUCGUGGGUGUGAUGGCGUGCUUGCGAGAUUUGUGCUUCUUUCUUGGAAGAAAAUAGUGUAUGUGUGCUUGCAUAUUCGUGCUUCAUUUUAGAAUUUUGUUCUUGUUUUUUGGUACUUGUGCUCCACUAGAGUGUGGCUUAAGUGUUCAUCAGGAGCACUCUUUUUCCUUCUUCUUGUUCUGACUAAUGCAAUCUGGAUGCUUAAUUGCUGGUUUUGA